This is a messenger RNA of Astyanax mexicanus (Mexican tetra), 1828 nucleotides long. RefSeq names its product dehydrogenase/reductase (SDR family) member 13b.2 (gene dhrs13b.2). Lineage: Eukaryota; Metazoa; Chordata; Actinopteri; Characiformes; Acestrorhamphidae. The coding region runs from base 93 to 1373 and encodes 426 amino acids. The transcript has 8 exons. The record is from RefSeq and is a predicted model, not a curated record.
UUGAAAGUGAAAGCAGAUCAGUGCAGUAGUUACUUUGUUAAUUUGCAUGGCGGUUUGUUCGCGCUGGAGGUGUCCAGGUGGUCGUGUUUAUCAUGAGUGUUGUGUUUGGUGGUCUUUUCCUCGCAGUGUUAGCUUCAGCUGUAUGCCUGUGUGGAUCUCAGUCUCUUCGUGAUGUCCAGUGGCUGCCGUGUCCGUUUGUGGAUGAGUCGAUAUCCCUCAAUGAAGAGGGUCACAGAGAAACCAAGUAUCAUCAUAAAAAUGGAGUGCUGCAGUUUGGUGUUUUAGGAGAUCGUCCUAUAAACCCAGAUGUUGUUACCUUUCUUGUAAUAACUUCGAAAGUGGAUAUGAGGCGCUAUGUGGAAGGUAAUGUGGACAUGCUGCAGUGUGAGAUCCGCAGAUACAGCACUGGAGGUAUCGUCAUGCGCUGGCCUGGAUUAGGGGCUCAGGAGCACGACAUCUGGUUCACCUGCACUUUCACACACACAGAGGGUCAGUUCAUCACCACCACCUUCCUCAGACACACACCUGCACAGGAAGCCAAUCAGGACUGGAUUCAGAUUUCAGACCGGGAGCAUCUGACCACCUCAGCCGCAAUGGUGAUAUUGACUCGCACCCCUAAGGUAGUGGUGGGUCUGAUGAAGGAUCCGACACUGAGCUGUCAGUUUGCAGUGGAUCAUAAGCAGGCCAACAUGACCGUGGAGUGGAGGCUUCAGCGACGUGGUGAGCGCACUAAGCUCUUCAGCUACUUCACCCGCACAGGGAAGAGUGAAGGCAGCGGGGUGUCUGUCAAAGCUAUCGGAGUCGGAGACGCCUCUCUGAAACUGUCUCACACCACUUACGCCAGCGAGGGCACAUACGUAUGCUCAGUGCUCGUCCCCCCACUCUACGGCAGCCAUGACAUUCAGCUGAACAUCCAGGAAGCACCGCGUGUAUCAGUGAACGUGGGCUCGUCUCUGUCGUUGACUCUGGGUAUGGAUCAGAAGGUGAUGUGUGAUGCUGAGGGUUACUACCCGCUGGAUGUUAAUAUUGAGUGGCUGAGGGAACCAGUGGGUUCCAGCUUUCUACCCGAGAUACUGAAGAACGUGCUGUACUCCAGCCAUCGCCACAAUAAGGACGGCACCUUCUCACUCUCAGCUUUCUUCAUGCUGAAACCCGGCCUGGAGGACUCCGGAUACAAGUACACCUGCAGGGUCACCCACCAGGCUCUGCUCACUCCAAUCCGCAAGAGCUUCACCCUCACUGUAUCAGAGCAAGACUCUACACUGUGGUACAUCACUGUCGUUGGAUUCAUACUUGUCAUGAUUAUACUUUUGUUCUGGCUGAUACCUCAGUUAAUUGCUGCUAAAAAGAGAUCAGAAAGAAAGGCGUUCUGAGAGCAUGCCAGAGGAUUUACAGCUUCACUCCAUGGAGACUGACAGCACUGUCCUCCUCCCCUCCAUCAUCCCUUUCUCCACUCUCUGCUGGAUCCAUGGAUCAGGUGUUUCACUUUGGAGCCUCUGAAGGAUGUUUUAAGGCCUCCAAUCUCCAAGUUUAUGACUUUUAAAAUACUUGAUGUUGAUGUUAAAUAAUAAUAAUUUCCACUAAAUACCAAACCGCAAUAUUCAGAAAUUUGUUCAGAUGUUUAUGGUUUUUAGAUGUAUAUUCUAUAGACUGUCUGUAAUAAUGACAGUUUUACACUUUUUUAAAUUGUUCAAGUAAUCUGGGUUCUUAUUAAAUUGGUUGAAUAGGCUUUGAACAUAUGUAAAUAAUUAAUGUACAGUCAUAAUUUGGUGUCUCUGCACAUGUUUGAUGGUUAAAAAAAAUUAAGCUUUAAAAUUAAAAUCUAAAA